AUGCCGAGAAGCGACGAACAUAAUCAUCGACGAAGCAUCUCGACUCCACCAUCGGAUCUCUUAGCGAUGAUCGCGAGCUUCCAACAUUUAAGGGAGAUCACCCUGAUCGGAGACUCGGAGCAUCUAGCCCCAUUCUACCCAGCGCCAGAUGGAGCGGAAAUCAAGAAGUAUGCAGGAGAAGCGGAUCUGGUACGAUUGAAGAAGUACCCGAAAGCAGUCGUCCACUUGGAGAAGAUAUUCCGGGCGCACCCCCCUCAUCACUCGGAACGUCUUGCGAAAUUGCUACCCUUACCGAGUGGAGCCAGUCUCCUUCCCUGGACGCUGACGCCGAAGAAUGAACAGGGAGCGAUGCCGCCGAAGAGACAGCGACAGCGGACCUUGGACGGUCACGAGUGGCCGGGAAGCCAGAUGCAGACAUUGGCGUCAUUGCCAAUGAUUCCAGAAUCCGAUCUUUCAAUUCCGCGCAAUUUGAUUACUACUGUAGAAAGUGUACAAUUUACGUUGUUGUGUAUUACGGUACCAUUCUAUUCAGUGUUAUUACUAUUUCUAAUAGACGCCCAAAUUCGGAAUCAUGAAUGGCUGAAUAGUCCGUUCUUCAAAUUAUGUAUCAGCACGGCAGUUAUUGAUUUGAUCACAAUGUUAAAUAAUUAUUUGGGCGCAAUGUUCCCAAAAUGGUCAUUCUUUAUUGAUUUCUAUCUCAAAAUCGGCAAUAUUUAUGGGCAAAUUUAUUUAUACAUUGCAUGGACAACCGGCUGCUGUCAGGCAUUUUCCGUUUCCAUUCUUGCUGCCAACCGGCUAUCCGCCGUCAUUUUUCCUGGAAAUUAUAGUAGUAUGUUCUGGUAUCACCGUAUAUGGAUUCCUAUAUCAAUUCAAUUUGUCCCUGGUUGUCUUCUUGGAAUUAUGACGCUUUUCAAUCCGGCUCAGCUUUAUAGAAACUCCACAAAUGGAAUUGUUCCAAAGUUCACAAUAAACAAAAUGACGAACAUGUUCUAUGUUAUUGGUGGGGUUGUAAUCGGAUCCAAUUGCAUUUUCCUUAUUUAUUUUGCUCAUGCUCGUUUUGGCUUACAAUAUUUCGCCAUGGUAUGCUCUCAAUACCGAUCAAUACUAUUUAAUCCACAGUUGUUUAAGCGAUGUUUAUUCGGGAAUUAA
Molecule: messenger RNA, 1149 nt
Organism: Caenorhabditis bovis
Lineage: Eukaryota; Metazoa; Nematoda; Chromadorea; Rhabditida; Rhabditidae
Source: the annotation of a GenBank genome assembly